Mycena indigotica is the source of this 1617-nucleotide messenger RNA. RefSeq lists its product as uncharacterized. The coding region runs from base 16 to 1617 and encodes 533 amino acids. The record is from RefSeq and is a predicted model, not a curated record. Lineage: Eukaryota; Fungi; Basidiomycota; Agaricomycetes; Agaricales; Mycenaceae. The transcript has 9 exons.
GGUUUUCCUCCUGCCAUGCCCUCGGUUCGCGUCAGACGGAGCACUUAUUCAGGGGACACACAGGACCGCUCGCUCGCUGCCAUAUUCGCUGAACACUCACCUCCCCCACCUCCCGGCCCCCCGAUUCCCUUUCCCUCCAACACUUUGCGUGGUAGCCGCAUCCAAAGCCACAUUACCGCAACAAGCAAUGUCCCGAUUCGCGUAGCGAGCGUUGGGCGGUCGUCAGUGACGAGCGGGGCGUUGUCGCCAGACUCGCUAGCACGGCCCGCUACGCCCCUUUCUCAUCACUCUGGCACGAAUACCGAUGUUGUGGUCCGUGCACGGUCAGAUGGGCAGCCGGGCCUCAUUGGGAGCGCACUCAGUCUGCCAUCCUCGCAGGGUCAAGACACUGCAGACGAGCUAGACCACCACGACGAUGUCGUCGACCACCUUGAUGUCAUUGAUCCACAAGUCGCGACAGUGCAGACGCUAACGAAUGCCGCUAAUGCCAUCCUUUUUCCACCCACUUGGUAUUCGAUUAAGCCGGUUGUGACCUUGUCGAGCCCACCCCAGGGCUUCGAGUCGGCUGACCGGCCGGGGAAAGAAUACGAGGACUCGCUGGAUAGACAUGUCGAAGACCUCCUCAAGCGCCCCUCGAAGAUAAGGAGAACACUGAAGGGAGUGUGGGCUUUCGUCAAAACUCGUUGGGUCCUCUUCAUCGCCCUCUUUCCUCACUUUCUUAUUACAACGUUUAGCACUCGGCGUAUGUCCUACUGCUCGCUCAUUGAUUCCUUGUCACGCAACCUUGUACAGGUCCUUACUGCAAUCUACGGCUUUGCUGUCGUAUUCUGGGGUGCCGCCAUCGUCAUCUUCCUCGCCAAAAUUAUCAACCUCCACAACGAAAACACGCAGGGCUUCUGGGUCGAAGUCAGCUCACAAGUCGAGAACGGUCUAUUCACGGUCACAGGCAUUGGCCUGAUUCCCGCGCGGGUGCUGGACACAUAUAGAAUCUACUGGAUAUGGUACUACAAACGGAGGACACGCAGGCUACGCGCCAAGGCGGGCCUGCCAACCCUCUUCGACGAGGAUGACCUUCCCGAUCCGGCCUACGACCAAAACUACGUCCAUGUCCUCACCGACAAGGAGCAGCAGUUCCUCCACCGCCAACAAGUCAAGUUUGCCCGUCAUCAGACAUGGUAUAUGGCGCAUGGGACGGAAACACAUCGGGCAUUCCCAAUAAAUACUGCCCUCCUCAUUUGCUGUCUCAACGAUGGCAAUUCCAUUUUUCAGAUCAUGCUCUGUGGGACGAUGUGGGGCCUCAAUCGCUUCCAACGGCCGGCAUGGAGCACGGGCAUCCUUAUUCCUGCAAGCUUCCUCUGUGGCAUUUUCGCUGCGGUGUUCAUCGCUAUCGGCGGUGCCCACACGAAGCGGGUCGAAAAGGUCAAGGAACGGCUUCGUGCGGCGUUGGCGAUGGAGCAUCCGGCAAUCGACGGUGUCAUUCCUGGACUCGAUCACGUGAAAACAGAGGAGGAGAAACGACCAAAUGGACGAUUACCAGACGACGACGAACUGGCUGCUGAGACAGCGACAGACGAGCGAAUGGUUAUACCACGGGCUAAUGACACAGGGACAGUGUAA